AUGUCUCCUGAUGUGAAUAAGUUGGAUAUUUUCGAUCUAGGUAACUUAGAUUCUGGCCCUGUGCAACCUAUUUUAAAGGUUUAUCCUAAAACAGCAUUUGGAUCACAAAAUAGAUCUUUUGGUUCCAAAUAUUUCAAGGAGUAUAACUGGCUUGAAUAUAGCAUAGAGAAAGAUGCUAUUUUUUGCUUUCCUUGCAGAAUGUUUUCAACAAGUUCUGGUCAUGUAGAAGAUGUUUUCUUGAGUGGAACUAGAGAUGCAAAAACAGGAAAAACAAAAUUAAAAUUGCAUGAAAUUUCUGACCACCACUUGACUGCCAAUUUAAGAUGGUCAGCUUAUAAAAACUCAGUGAAAAAUGGUGAUGUUAUUUCAAAGAUGUCUACUGCUCUUCAAAAAGAAAUACAAACAAAUAGAAUUUGGAGUAUACAAAAUGAACUGAUAGAGACGUGUGCUGAAAAUGUUAAAUCUACCAUUAUACAAGAAAUUAUAGAUUGUGGAAUGUUCAGUAUCUCGUGCGAUGAGGCUCGGUCUCACAAACAAGAGCAAUUAAGUAUUUGUGUAAGAUAUCCCCGUGGAAUGGACAUCUGUGAACGAUUCUUAGGAUUUGUUGACGUAUCAGAAAAGCAAACUGCAGAUGCUUUGAUUUUAAAAUUGUCAUAUGAUGGAGCAAAUGUCAUGUCAGGUCACAUAGGAGGUGUUCAAGCAAAAUUGAAAAUAGUUCACCCUCCAGCCAAAUGUGCAGUAUAUGUACAUUGUAUGGCGCAUAAGAUUAAUUUAGUAGUUAUUGAUAUGUGCAAGCACUUAAAGGAUGCUAGAAACUUAUUUAACGCUUUGGAGGCACUCUAUGUUCAUUUCUCUCAUCCAACAAGAAACGUGAAGCUUACUGAUUUACAACUUAAAUUGAAUAUGAAAAAGACAACACUUUCUCAGUUAAGUGACACUCGUUGGAUUUGCCGCUUUAAAAGCUGUGACGCAGUGAUAAAAAAUUUUAAUGCCAUAGCUCAAGUUUUAAAUGAUGAAAUUGAUGAUCAACAAAGUAAAUGUGUUGCCCAAGCAAUUGGUAUGUUAUGA
Acyrthosiphon pisum (pea aphid) is the source of this 1068-nucleotide messenger RNA. Its product is annotated as zinc finger MYM-type protein 1-like. The record is from RefSeq and is a predicted model, not a curated record. Lineage: Eukaryota; Metazoa; Arthropoda; Insecta; Hemiptera; Aphididae. The coding region runs from base 1 to 1068 and encodes 355 amino acids. The transcript has 7 exons.